Messenger RNA from Lycium barbarum (goji berry), 1902 nucleotides. RefSeq names its product probable pectinesterase 15. Gene Ontology annotation, molecular function: pectinesterase activity. The record is from RefSeq and is a predicted model, not a curated record. Gene Ontology annotation, biological process: cell wall modification. NCBI's taxonomy places the organism in Eukaryota, Viridiplantae, Streptophyta, Magnoliopsida, Solanales, Solanaceae. The transcript is spliced from 5 exons. The coding region runs from base 488 to 1717 and encodes 409 amino acids.
AUUAUCUAAUCUCCACUUUUUUCUUCUGCCCCAUAUCUUAACUUCCACUAUGAUCUUCCCCCCUUCUUUCAUCUUUUUCUUCAACACUAAAAUUUUAUUGUCAUGAAUCUUGAUGAAGAUCAACGUAACAAGGGUUGUGGUGCAAUGAUAAGUACUCCUUAAUUCAUACUUAAUCGUUCGAGUCUUGAAUAUGGAGUCACCUUUAUUAGAGAACGCUUUAUAUAUCCUCCAAGAGGCGUAAUUUCCGACGCGAGCUCAAAUUAUGUCGGGCUCAAUCCGGAUAUCGGACAUUGGAUGGAAAAUAAAAAAAUAAAAAUAUAAUGAUGAUUAAUGACCCUUCGUCCACACUUUUCUUACCUCCUACGUCAACAAAAAAAAUGACCAUGCUUCCAUUAUAUCCCACAUGUUCAUGACUAUUCUUCACUAUUUAAAGACAUCAUAAAAAUAGUACAAGCAAAACAACAUCAAAUCAAAAUAUACCUAAACUAUGAACACUACUACAAGGACCAUUUUGUUUUGGUUCAUAACCUUUACCGUUGCACUUUCUUCCAUCAUUCUUCCUCUCUAUUCCACUAAUUACCACUCUCCCACGAAUAGUCCUAUUGAAACUACUAGCUUUUCACUUGCUAAUUUGCUGAAAAGGGUAAUUGAAAAAAGUGGUAUACAAGAUUUCUUUUCCAUCUUUGAAGCAAUAACAAGAUUGCAUAGUUCUAAAUGUGACUAUUCCAAAUGGAACUCAAAGCUUGUAUCAGUAUAUGGAGUUUCUCAGGUUUUGACUGUUGAUUUAAAUGGUUGUGGAAAUUUCAGCAGUAUACAAAAGGCUGUGGAUGCUGUUCCUGAUGAUAGUUCUACCAAAAGGCUUAUUCUAGUUGAUUCAGGCACAUACAAGGAGAAAGUGGUGAUAAACUCUAGCAAGACAAAUUUAAUAAUAGAAGGUCAAGGUUACCUUAAUACUGCUAUAGCAUGGAAUGAUACUGCAAAUUCUACUGGUGGAACUGUAAAUAGCUUUACUGUUGCUAUUUAUGCUUCCAAUUUCAUAGCCUACAAUAUCAGCUUCCAGAACACAGCUCCACCGGCUUCACCAGGUGAGGUUGGAGCACAAGCAGUGGCUCUAAGAGUAACUGGAGAUGAAGUUGCAUUUUAUGGUUGUGGAUUUUAUGGAGCACAAGACACUCUUAAUGAUGAUCGAGGCAGACAUUACUUUAAAGAAUGCUUCAUUCAAGGAUCCAUUGAUUUUAUCUUUGGAAGUGGUAGAUCACUCUAUGAGGAUUGCAAGAUAAAUUCGAUAGCAAAAGAAGAAAAAAAUGGAGUAGGAGGAUCCAUUACAGCACAAGGAAGAAAUUCCAAAAAUGAAAAUUCUGGAUUUUCAUUUGUGAAUUGUGCUAUUGGUGGCACUGGUAAAAUAUGGCUGGGCCGAGCAUGGGGAGCAUAUGCUACUGUUAUUUUCUCCAAGACUUACAUGUCAGAUGUGGUUUCUUCAGAUGGCUGGAAUGACUGGAGAGAUUCAACAAAAGAUCAGACAGUAUUGUUUGGAGAAUACGAGUGCUUUGGACCAGGAGCCAACUACACAGAUAGGGUACCCUAUGGAAAGCAGUUGAAGCAAAAUGAGGCAGCUCAGUACAUUGACAUCUCAUUUAUAGAUGGAGAACAGUGGCUUCUUAAUGAAGAUCAGACACUUGAUUUUUGGGAUUCACUAACAUAUAUAGAACGAAGAUAAACAUUGUUUAUGUUGUAUAAAUAUGUAACGACAAAAAUAUGCUUGUACUGUAUAUCAUCUUUAACAGUUAUUUUUCUCGGAUACUAAAAUUAUUAAUUUCAGAGUAAGAUAUAUACGUUAUUCAGACUUUGUCAUUUAUAUGUAUACAGGUUAUAUCCUUGCUUUUUGGCAAGUUUUCUCUUUCA